Molecule: messenger RNA, 4003 nt
Organism: Theobroma umbraticum
Lineage: Eukaryota; Viridiplantae; Streptophyta; Magnoliopsida; Malvales; Malvaceae
Biological process (GO): protein phosphorylation
Molecular function (GO): ATP binding; protein binding; protein kinase activity
Source: RefSeq, a predicted model, not a curated record
AAAUUACGACAAAACAAUACCAUUCACAUUUGCUUUUCCCCACCAGCUUUCCCACUCUGCAUGUUUGCUUCAAUUAUAGAAACGAGGAACCGAGCUACGUUUAUAUUUAAAGUUCAUCUCGCUACUCUUUGCUAAACAUGCACCCCCACAGUCAUGGAUGAUUCAUGCUUCAAUUUCCUUUUGCUUUUGUUGAUACAAUGUUUCAUGGGAAGCUUAGCUGUUAUAACUGCAGCAAACCUCACUACAGAUCAAUACGCACUGCUCGAAUUCAAGGACAGCCUUGAUUCCGACACCAUAUUAGCAAACAAUUGGACCAGCUCUACCUCUGUUUGCAACUGGGUUGGUGUUUCAUGCAGUUCUAGCCCUGAAAGAGUCACCUCCUUGAAUCUUGGCAGCAUGAAUCUUACAGGAACCAUUUCUCCGCACCUUGGGGACCUUUCUUCUCUCCUCUCUCUCGACUUGAGCGGCAACAAGCUUAACGGCUAUCUCCCUUCGACAAUUUAUAACUUGUCUUCUUUGCAAAUCAUGGACUUAACAUCUAAUGAACUAUCUGGUGAUUUCCCAGAUGACUUUUGUAGGUAUUUUCCCAAGCUUGAGGUUCUUCAUUUGGCUUUCAAUGGGUUUUCUGGAAGUGUUCCUUCAAGUUUAGGUGACUGUACCAAUCUUCAAAUUUUGUCGCUGUCUAAUAAUAGAUUCAAUGGAUUUAUUCCAACAAGCAUUGGGAAUUUAACUUGGCUGAAAGAAAUACACCUGAGUGGAAAUAGUUUACAAGGUGAAAUUCCACGGGAAAUAGGUAACCUUUUUAAUUUGGAGAUAUUUGCCGCAGAAAAUAACGGGGGUCUUACUGGUGGGAUUCCACCUUCCAUAUUUAACAUUUCUUCAUUGACAAAAUUUAUCCUCUUCAACAAUAGUCUAUCCGGUAGUUUACCAGAUAAAAUGUGCAAUCAUCUUUCCAAACUUGAGGUGCUUAUUAUCUCCUUGAAUGAAUUAUCCGGUCAUAUUCCAUCAAGUAUUGGUGAAUGUAGCAAUCUUCAGAAUUUAUCACUGUCAACUAAUCGAUUCAAUGGAACCAUUCCAAGAAGUUUUGGAAAUUUGACUAGCCUCAAACGACUGAAUCUACGUGAAAAUGAUUUAACAGGGGAAAUCCCAUGGGAAAUUGGAAAUCUUUAUUCAUUGGAGAUAUUGGCUGUCCAGCAUAUGCGUCUAACUGGUCCCAUCCCACCUUCCAUCUUCAACAUAUCUUCCUUAAAAGAAAUUUCUCUGAACAACAAUAGUCUAUCUGGUGAAAUACCUUCUAUGAUCUCAAUUACAAAUCUUGAGGAGCUUAGACUAUGGGGAAAUAAUCUCAGCGGCAAUAUACCCAAUUUUAUCUCCAGUGCCUCUAAGCUCAGAAUCUUAGCACUAGAAGAAAACUCAUUCUCUGGUCUUAUCCCGAAUACACUUGGCAAUUUAACAUUCCUUGAGCGGCUGAGCCUCGCAUCUAAUAAUUUGAUCACUGAAGGUUCAACACAUGAGUGGAGCUUUCUGUUUUCUUUAGCAAAUUGCAGGAAUCUGAGAUAUUUGAACGUAUCAUUCAAUCCACUGAAAGGCAUUCUUCCAAGUUCUAUCUCAAAUCUGUCUACAUCUCUUCAGUUUUUCUAUGCCUCAGGUGUCAAAAUUACAGGUAGCAUUCCCAGGGAAAUUGGUAACUUAAGCAAUAUUACAACUUUAGACCUUUCAAAUAAUCAAUUGAGUGGAUCUAUUCCAGCAACAAUGGGAACGCUACGAAAUGUUCAGGGUUUGCUUCUUGAUGGUAAUCAAUUACAAGGGUCUAUCCCACCAAGUGUCUGUGGUUUAGAGAGAUUAUAUAACCUAUCAUUAGGUGGCAACAUGCUCCAUGGUCCUAUACCAACUUGUUUGGCGAAUUUGACUUCUCUGAGGUAUCUUUACUUAGACUCCAACAAAUUGAAUUCGACAAUACCCUUAUCCUUGUGGAGCCUUAAUGAUAUCUUAGAGGUAGACUUGUCCUCAAAUUAUUUGAAUGGUUCCCUUCCACUGGGCAUUGAGAAACUGAAAGUAUUGACACAUUUGAAUUUGUCAAGGAAUCUGUUAUCAGGUGAAAUCUUGAGUUCAAUUGGAGAACUCCAGGAUUUGAUUUCUCUAGACUUAUCUAAUAAUAGAUUUGAUGGUUAUAUUCCUGAAUCAUUUGGUGAUUUGAUAAGUUUGGAAUCCUUGGAUUUAUCCAACAACAAUCUCUUUGGAGUCAUUCCCAAAUCUAUGGAGAGACUUUCCUCUCUCAAUCAUUUUAAUGUGUCCUUCAAUAGACUAGAAGGAGAAAUCCCCAUUGGAGGACCCUUCAGAAACUUCUCAGCUAAAUCAUUUAUGAAUAAUUCUGGACUUUGCGGUUCACCUGCACUACAAGUUCCACCUUGUAAAAGUAGACAAUCGAAGAUGACUCCUUGGCAUGUUUUGAAAUAUGUUUUACCAGUAGUUGCUUCAAUAAUAUUGAUAGCAACUUUCUUUAUUCUCCUUAAAAGAUGCCGAAAAAAGAGUAUAAAUCUGCCUGUUAACGAAGAUUUAUUGCCUCUGGAAAAAUGGAGAAGAAUUUCCUACAAUGAACUUUUACAAGCAACUAAUGGAUUUGAUGAAUGCAACUUGCUUGGUUCAGGGGGUUUUGGGUCUGUGUAUAGAGGAACACUUUCAGAUGGGAUGAAUGUUGCAAUAAAAGUGUUCAAUAUGCACUCAGAGGACAGCUACAAGAGUUUUGAUGUUGAAUGUGAAGCAAUGCGCAAUAUUUUUCAUCGCAAUCUUGUCAAGGUCUUUAGUAGUUGCUCUAAUGUUGACUUCAGAGCCUUAAUGUUUGAGUUCAUGCCUAACGGCAACCUUGAGAAAUGGUUAUAUUCCUAUAACUAUUUUCUCAAUCUCCUACAAAGAAUUGACAUAAUGAUUGAUGUUGCAUCAGCACUAGAGUAUCUCCAUUUUGGCUGCUCGGUACCUGUGAUCCAUUGUGACUUAAAGCCAAGUAAUAUCCUGCUAGACAAUGACAUGGUUGCACAUGUUGGAGAUUUUGGCCUUGCCAAACUCUUGGGAGAAGAAGAUUCUAUAAGACAAACUAAGACACUUGCUACUAUUGGGUAUAUGGCGCCAGAAUAUGGAUCGACUGGAAUUGUUUCUCAAAAAGGUGAUGUCUAUAGUUAUGGUAUUUUAUUGAUGGAAACUUUCACAAGGAAGAAACCUACCGAUGAAAUUUUUUCUGUUGAAAUGAGUUUGAAGGAUUGGGUGAAAAAGUCCCUCUUCAAUGGAACAAUUGAUGACGUUGUGGAUGCCAAUUUGUUAAGAGAGGAGGAACAUUUCACAGAUAAAGUGAACGCUUUAUCAUCUAUCAUGGGAUUAGCUCUAACCUGUACAACUAAGUUGCCUGAAGAAAGGAAAAAUAUGAAGGUUGUUGUGGCCAUACUCAAGAAAAUCAAAAUUCAGUUUCUAAAGGAUGUUGGGAUGGCUUAUAAUGGAGAAGGAAAGAUUGGUGAUGACUAUCGAGCCAUUACUCUUACUGAUGUGGCUGUAUGUGAAAACAAUGGAUAGUCUUCACACAAGUUUUGGAGGAGAUCCAAAGACAAGAAAAUGAGAGUGAAGUGCUAGAAGAUGGUGAUAAUGAAAUUGAGGAUCCUACAAUCGAGCAAGAGGGUGUACUUGACCUUCAAUAGAAGAUAUUAAAGUUGAAAGCAAUGAAUUACCUGAAAAGGAUGAAAUCAUAGUAAAUAUUGGUAAUUUCAUUCUCAUAGAGAUGUUGGAGGGUUAGAUAUUUAUAAACUUUUUACAAUUUGAUGACAAUGAAAAAUAUUUUUCACAAACAAAUUCAAACAAUAGAAAUUUUUUUAUAAAGUAUUUGCCAUAAAAAAUAUUUUCUCCCAACAAAUUAAUUUGCUAUUCCUAAAUCUAACAAGCUAGCAUUGGGUUGUAAGACCCGACCAUGCAGUGUAAAAUAACUUGACCCAGCUCAUGGUCUUUAUCUCUGAAUCCAGCC